Scleropages formosus (Asian bonytongue) is the source of this 3758-nucleotide messenger RNA. Its product is annotated as zinc finger protein 319-like. The transcript is spliced from 2 exons. Gene Ontology annotation, cellular component: nucleus. The coding region runs from base 441 to 2174 and encodes 577 amino acids. NCBI's taxonomy places the organism in Eukaryota, Metazoa, Chordata, Actinopteri, Osteoglossiformes, Osteoglossidae. Gene Ontology annotation, molecular function: sequence-specific DNA binding; DNA-binding transcription factor activity, RNA polymerase II-specific. Gene Ontology annotation, biological process: regulation of transcription by RNA polymerase II. The record is from RefSeq and is a predicted model, not a curated record.
CGUUAUGUACUAUUCAUGUUACCGCGCAAUCCACCCGUGACGCGCUCAGCGCCUGUUCGGGAGCGGAAGGGUCGCCGGUGGAAGCGGGGAACCCGCGUUCACAGAGCGCCUUCCCUGGGCGCCUAGAUCAGACACAGCGGAAACCCUAAGGAGCCUACGAGACCUUCAGCAUCGUCUCCGUCUGUCCGGCCGGAAGAGAGAGUGCUGGUCCAGGCAGGGUCACAGCUGAAGCUGCCGAGUAUCGCGUCGAGGGCCGCACGCAGGGCUUGGACUUUGCGCUGUGAAGACAUCCUGAGCCCACUUGCUCUUGGGUGUCUAUGAGACAGAUGCCAGCUGUGUCUUCCAGGGCAUUGCUAUGGUAAGAAUUUUUUUAUACUCUGCUCUGUCCACACAGGGACUGCUGUUGUCUCUGAGCACUGAUUCUGUAGACGUGUGUAACAAUGACGGAGGCAUGGCAGCAGCAUACUGUGACCCAGCCUGUGGUGCACACCAUACCCCCGGGAACAGAGAAUGCACUGGGCUGUGCUGUGUAUGGCAUCGUCCUGCAGCCUGAUGCCACCCUUCAGCAGCAGCAGCAGCAGACACAGCCACAGCAGCCCUCCCUACAGGUAGGGGGCGAUGGAGGGCACAAGUGUGGAGCCUGUGGCCACGACAUCUCUCACCUGGCUAACCCUCACGAGCACCAGUGUAUGGUGAGUCAGGAUCGCUCGUUCCAGUGCACCCAGUGCCUGAAGAUCUUCCACCAGGCGACGGACCUGCUGGAGCACCAGUGUGUGCAGGUGGAGCAGAAGCCUUUUGUGUGUGGCGUGUGCAAGAUGGGCUUCUCACUGCUCACAUCGCUGGCUCAGCACCACACCGCACACAGUGGCAGCAACCCCAUCAAGUGCUCCAUCUGCGAGAAGACGUAUCGGCCAAGCUCCUCGGGCAGUGCCACACCCACAUCAUCUGGCGCGAACCCCCAGCAGCCGUCAAGUGAGGCGGCAACAAGCGGCACUGCCCUAGGCACGCCCUCUGUGGUGGACCGGCCAUAUAAGUGCUCAGUAUGUCAGAAAGGCUUCCGGCACCUGUCAGAGCUGUCACGGCAUGAGCGCGUGCACACGGGCGAGCGGCCUUACAAGUGUGCCACCUGCGACAAGAGCUUCAGCCAGUCGUCACACCUUGCACACCACCAGCGCACGCACAGCUCGGAGCGCCCCUACAAGUGCGCUGCCUGCGACAAGAGCUUUAAACACCGCUCGCACCUGGUGCGCCACAUGUACGCCCAUGCUGGCGAGCACCUGUUCCGUUGCAAUUUGUGCGAGAUGCAUUUCAAGGAUUCAUCAGAGCUUCUGCACCACCAGUGUCAGCCGGCUGGCGAGAGGCCCUUCCGCUGUGCCACCUGUGCCAAGGGCUUCAAGCGCCCAUCGGACCUGCGGCAGCAUGAGCGCACGCACUCGGAGGAGCGGCCCUUUCAGUGCGACGAGUGCCAGAUGAGCUUCAAGCAGCAAUACGCACUGGUGCGCCACCGCCGAACUCACAAGGCACCUGCCGAACGCCCCUUCAAGUGUAACCUGUGUGACAAAGGGUUCCUGCAACCAUCGCACUUGCUCUACCACCAGCAUGUACAUGGCAUCGAGAGCCUCUUCAAGUGCGCCUCUUGCCAGAAGGGCUUCAGCCAGUCGGGUGACUUACUGCGGCACAAGUGUGCUGGUGGUAGCAGCACAGCAGCCGAGGCUGAGCGGCCCUACAAGUGCGACGUGUGCGGCAAAGGCUACAAGAAGCCAUCAACAUUGCAACGGCACCAGAGCGCACACUGUGGAGAGAAGCCACUUAAGUGCUCACUGUGUGACCGUCGUUUCCUGUCUUCCUCGGAGUUUGUACAGCACCGCUGCGAUCCAGCCCGAGAGAAGCCGCUGAAGUGCCCCGACUGCGACAAGCGCUUUAAGUACUCAUCAGACCUGCAGCGGCACCGGCGUGUGCACACAGGUGAGAAGCCCUUCAAGUGCCCCAGUUGUGACAAGGGCUUCAAGCAGCGUGAGCACCUUGCAAAGCACCAGAGCGUACACGCACGCGAUGCCCAGUUCAAGUGCGUGUGGUGCGGUGAGCGCUUCGGUGACCUAGGGGCGCUGCAGGAGCAUACGGUCCAGCACACGGCUGAGGGUGGUAGUUACACUGUGCCGUCUUGCAUACAGUAGCAAUGCCCUUGUGCUCCGGACAUACAGACGCACACUUUUGAUCACCUGAUCUGUGUUCUGCUGGUGCCAUCUGGUGGAUGGAGGUAACACAACACCAUGGAGGGGUGUGGAGUGAGGGGGACUCAUCUCUCACACUGUUAAAUAAUAACUGACAUUUCAUGAUAUGAACAUGGCAGAUAUUUAAACAUCUGAAGUGCUGUCACCAUGGAAACAGCAAUGCUUACCAAAUUCUAUACUUUACAGCAUCUGACAUGAACAAAAACUAAAUGAGCUAAUGGGUCAAGGAGUCCCUGUUUUUUUUUUUUUUUUUUUUUUAUUAUUAUUUUUCCCCUCAUUGGCUGCAUAGACGGAACACGUACGUGAAUCUGUGUGUAUAUCUGUGUGUUGAUGCGUGUUGAAUCAUGGCGAAUCAUUCUGUCAUUGGGAGAAAUUAUCUCCUGCUAGGAAACCUGCCAAGGAUCUCUGUUAUUACUGUAUCUACGUAGUGUGUUACAGCUGUGCUCACACUGCUGUAGUCAUCUCUUGCUGUUUAGGACCCUUCCAGUCCCAACCUCUUCCCCUACCUUGGUUCCUUUAUACAUGUGGCAUUUUGGGGGCAGUGGCUGUCCUAGGAGGGAGUGUCACAGUUCAUCAUGUCUCCUUCCACACUCCAGCAGUAACGCAUCAUAAACCUUCCAGUAGUUUGCUCUGUGCAGCGUUGCUCCUUCAGCCCCCCUCCUGCACCCUGUACCCCCGCUAGACAGGAGACAGGACCUCAGUCAGCACACUUAGACAAGACAGCAGAGUGUCCCUUGGUGGACGUCCUGGAACUUGAGAAUGCAGAACAUAAAACAGGUUAGGUCAAGAUUGCGACAGUUGUCAUCUUUUUUCUUUUUCAUGUUAGAACUGAUGUCUGAUGUUUUGUGCAGUGUUUACUGAAGUGGUUCUCUAUCUUUGGGCUGUAUGAAAUAUUAUUCAUCUGCCGUGGUUAGAUGUGUGGAGGCAGCAGUGUGUGAGUGCCACAAAGAUAUGUUCUGUGAAACACAGUAGUGACUAGGGUCAGAGGUCAUUCCCUCACUCACUGUCUCGUACAUUCUACGACUAAUACUAGUAAAGGUUGCUGUGAAACAACUAUAUGAUAAUUUACAAUCAGUAAUGAAAUGUAAAUAAUGAAAAAUAUGGGACUCAAGACACAAAUUCCUUAUAAUGGUUUAAGUGGGAUCUUUUGUUUAUGGUUACAGGAAAUGUUUUUCUAGUAGCUUUUUCCAUGUGUUUCCCCUUCCACAUGUGCUAUGAUGUGCAGGGGGCCACUGCUGUGGCAGAAUGGAGGGAAUGUGAGUCUCUGUGCCAAUGCCUUAGACAUGGGGUCGAGACCUCCAGUGUUGGACUGUUUUGUUGGAUCUUCUGUGCUUUUAUUUGUCCUUUUAUUGGUGUCUGGUUUUCCUGAGGUUGUCAUGAAAUAUUCGAGUUUUUAACCUAACACUACAAUUACGAUUGUUAGAUAUAAAACAAGAUGUUUCGUUAUAUGUAAGUUUGUGUGUAUUUUUUAUUUUUGAUAUUUUAAUGUAUUCUUUUCUAUAAAUGAUUAUAUAUGCGAAGCAGAAA